Messenger RNA from Contarinia nasturtii (swede midge), 4140 nucleotides. Its product is annotated as zinc finger protein 37-like. Lineage: Eukaryota; Metazoa; Arthropoda; Insecta; Diptera; Cecidomyiidae. The transcript has 4 exons. The record is from RefSeq and is a predicted model, not a curated record. Gene Ontology annotation, molecular function: RNA polymerase II cis-regulatory region sequence-specific DNA binding; DNA-binding transcription factor activity. Gene Ontology annotation, biological process: regulation of transcription by RNA polymerase II. Bases 1106 to 3955 code for a protein of 949 amino acids.
UUUACAUUCUAUGAUUUUUUCAAGCUCACCGUUUAAUCUGCUGCAAACUGAAUACGGUUUAUGUACAUUGUAGACUUUAAAAUGUGAAUCACAGACAAAGCCUUUAUCCAAUUGUUUUGUUUGAGCUACCAGUAUGUGUGCCGAAGUGUUAAAUAACAAAUCGAUCACAUCUGAUCCGGGCGAUACUAUCUUUCUCAACCUAUGAAGAUAUUUUAGCGAUGAAAAAUGCCAUAACAAUACCUGUUAUUAAAUCAUGAUCAUUCAAAAUUACAUCUCCUGUGGCAUUUUAAUUUGUAUGCUUACCAUGAUUAGAAUGUUUUUCUAUGAAUUUUUCAGUCAAUUAUAUUAAGGUAAGUAAAAAACGUCUAAAAAUGGCUGUUAUGGCACAAAGGUAAGUUGAUCAAGUGGAGAAGCGUCCAAUCUGCAAGAACUACACCAAAUUUGGACACGCAAUUGAUUAGGGAAAUGUUUGACUACAACGCGUUAAAAUUAAUCAUUAGGCUGGUAAUCCCUUUUGGCGUGUGGUCAAUUUUGAAACGAUAGCAAAACGCUUAUGGUGUCAUUCACAUUGUUUUUACUGAAAUUAUGAAGCUAAAACAAGAAGUAACCCAGUUAUUGCCUCCCUGAAUUUUCGAUUAAAUACUUGAAACUUUUUCUGACGUAACUGAAUACCAUUUCCAAAUUCAGCGUAGAAAAUCCGAUAAAAAUGGGGUGAAUCGGUUCACAUUCAAAAGUGGCGCGCGAAUGUACUCAAGCGUAAUGGGCUUACUCUCCAUAUCAGCGAAACAAUGACUGUUGAGUACUUUGUCAAGGUGCGAUUGACGUUUACGUGACAAAGCAGCAUUUCUGUUUAUUUUUGUGCAUCAAACACAACCCGCUCUGUGAAUGUUUUCAUAUUUGAAAAAUCCUGAAAAAUCCAUAGAAUCGUAAGUGAAAUCGAAGAAGAUAAUUGGUGUUACAUCGCAUAAUAGUCAUUCGUCGAAAUUCGGCGAAAAUAUCAACGAAAUAUAAAGUGCAAACUGUAUGCUGCCGUGUGCAAUCGAUCCGUUAGAAAAACAGUAAGAGACAGAGAGAAAAGGACGACAGAUUUGUGUAUUUGGGGAAAAUGGGUGAAAAUUGGGAGAACGUCCUUGACAACUAUUGGAUUAAUAUCCUAGGUACAACGCAGGAAUCGCUACGAUUUGUGGAAAAUGCAUUCCAAUGCAGCGCAAUGUCGUUUGACGAGAAUUUCAAGCAAUACUUUUUGCGAGCAACGAAUGACUGGGUCACUAAAGCGUACGAUCUAUAUCUCACUAAAACCAAGUUGAAAGAGCAAUUUAUUGGAGUUCGCGGCCGAAAUGAUCCGACAAAUCACUAUUUGAACACCAACAAGACGACCACCGAUGCAAGCGGUGAGACUGUGAUCAAAGGAUCGUGUAGCUGUCAUCGGUCGGAGCUUUGCACUGCUCAAUCAACUUACAAAAUAACACAAAGCAAUGGACGAGGAGAUGGGAGCGCUAUUUAUAUGACAAUCAUCAUAUCGAAUCAGCAAGCGAUCGAUCCGAAGACAAACGAAGAGGUUUGUGUACUCGUCAAUCGCACGGAAUCGGAUAGGGCCAUGGAUGAGACAGAAUCAAUGCCAACCACAAACAACGGAAUUGACGUGAGUGAAGACAACACAGGGAAUGACGCAUCGAACAAAGGAACAACGAACGAAUCAAUGACGACAGACGAAGCAAGUCCAGCCACCGGUGAAUUGAACGAAAUCAACGAAAUGGAUACCCAAGAAAACGAACCGAUUCACAUUGAUCUACCAAACGACAUGAUCGUUGACGAACGCAUCGAUUUGAUUCCUGAAAAUAUCGUGGAACCGUCAGAAAAUAUCGAAAAUGAGAUCAAUGAAAACGAAGCUCAGGAAGUGACAACGAAUCAACCAGCGACUGAGCCGAUUUCAGCAGUGGCACAUGAAGAGAUAAAUGAAGCAACCGAUCGUCCAGAGGUGAAAAAUGCAAUGGAUGAAUCACAGUUAUUGCCAAGUGUUAUGACAGAAAGUGAACUGAGCGAAGAGAACAUUGGAAAUGGCACAACCAGCGAUGGAACAACAAAUGGAAUGACCGGAACAAAUGAAGCAAAUCGAGAUAUAAAUGAAUUAGAUGAAAUCAACGAAUUUGAUGCUCCAGAAAUCGAAGCAAUUGAGGCGAUCGAAGAAUUAUCGAGCCAGGAGAUAAAUGAAGUCAUCGAUCAUCCAGAUGAGAACAAUGUCGUGUAUGAGACAGUAUCAAUGCGAACCACAACGAACGGAACUGACGUGAGUGAAGACAUCACUGGAAUUGACGAAUUGGACAAAGAAACAACGAACAACUCAGUGACGACAGACGAAGCAAGUCUAGCCAUCGAUGAAUUGAACGAAAUCAACGAAAUGGAUGCUCAAGAAGACGAACCGAUUCACGUUGAUCUACCGAACGACACGACCGUUGACGAACGCAUCGAUUUGAUUCCUGAAAAUACUGUGGAACCAUCAGAAAACAUCGACAGUGUGAUUAUUGAAAACGAAGCUCAAGAAGUGACUACGAAUCAACCAGCGACUGAGACGAUUACAACAGUGGCACAUGAAGAGAUAAAUGAAGUAACCGAUCGUCCAGAUGUGAACAAUGCCAUGGGCGAGCCACAGUUAUUGCCAAGUAUUACGACAGAAAUUGACCUGAGCGAAGAGAACAUUGGAAAUGGCACAAUCAGCGAUGAAACAACGAAUGGAAUCAUCGGAACAAAUGAAAUCGAUCGAGCUGUGAGUGAAUUAGAUGAAAUCAACGAAAUUAAUGCUCCAGAAAUUGAAGCAAUUCUUAUUGAUAUAGAGAGCGAUUCGAUUAUUGUCGAUUUGACGCAUGAAAUUGACGCAGCAUCUCUGGAUAACAUUGGCAACCAAAUCAACCAAAAUGACGCACAGAAAAAGACCACGAAUCAACGGCAAAAGAGAAAAAUUGCGGACGCAUCAACAUCGAAUGGCAAUUCAAAGAAGAUACGGAGGAUUGCAACACGUUCGACAUUGAAAACCAUUCCAGAAUCGAUUUCAGAACCGCCAUUGAUUGAUCUGAAAUUCGAUGAUGCAGAGAGAUCUCAUCAGUCAAACAACGUAGAUUUUAAACCGGUUGAACGAAGUGAAACCAAUUCAAAUGGUGCUGAACGACAGAAUGGAUCGACUUCAAAAUGGAAAUCCAAAAAAAAUUGUGAGUUUUGUAAUUAUGUGGCCAAACGUCCGGCAGAAUUGAUAAGACACAGACGCAUUCACACUGGCGAGAAACCAUUUAAAUGCAACAUUUGUGCGAAAGGAUUUACUCAAAAGGCUCAUCUGAAUGUUCACAUAAGAACUCACGCAAAACUAUUUCCAUUCCAUUGCUUGAUUUGUCGACAAGGAUUCAACGUGAAACGGACAAAGGAUACGCACGAGAAAAAGUGCAAUUUACGACGAUAUGAAUGUUACUUGUGCAAAUAUGAUACAUUAUACAAAACACACUUAGUCCGACAUAUGUGCAUUCAUACCGUGAGUAGACCAUUCCGAUGUUCUCAUUUUGCGAAACGAUUCGCCAAAAAAUCGGAUUUAGAAUCGCACCUAAAACGACUUAAUGGCAAAGCGAAAUUACAAGUUGAAGAGCUUUUCACUGCCGAAGAAUGUCUGGAGAAUGAAACCAAUUCAAAUGGCACCGAACAACCGAAUGGAUCGACAUCAAACGUGAAAUCCAAAACACAAAGUGAGUUUUGUAAUUAUGAGGCCAAAAAUCCGGAAAAUCUGAUUGUACACAGACGCACACACACUGAUGAAAAUCCAUUUGAAUGCAUCAUUUGUGCGGAAGGAUUUACUCGAAAAGAAAAUCUGAAAACGCAUAUGAAAACUCACGGAAAACAAUUCCCAUUCCAUUGCUCGAUUUGUCGACAAGAAUUCAUGAUGACAAGAGAAAAACUGCACUCCACAACUAUUUGAAUGUUACUUGUGUAAAUAUGUCACCAUACUUAAAUCGAAUUUAGUCUAUCAUAUGCGUAAGCAUACUGUAUCAUUCCGAUGCUCUCAUUGUUUCAGACUAUUCUCCACAAAAUCUUCUUUAAAAUAGCACCUAAAAAGAUUUGAUGACGAAAUGAAGUUACAGGAUAAAAAACUAUUCACUAUUG